Cheilinus undulatus (humphead wrasse) is the source of this 4469-nucleotide messenger RNA. It is a transcript of the gene snai1b, whose product is annotated as snail family zinc finger 1b. Gene Ontology annotation, biological process: regulation of DNA-templated transcription. Gene Ontology annotation, molecular function: DNA-binding transcription factor activity, RNA polymerase II-specific; RNA polymerase II cis-regulatory region sequence-specific DNA binding. NCBI's taxonomy places the organism in Eukaryota, Metazoa, Chordata, Actinopteri, Labriformes, Labridae. Bases 2983 to 3801 code for a protein of 272 amino acids. The record is from RefSeq and is a predicted model, not a curated record. The transcript is spliced from 4 exons.
GCUCUCUUAGAUAAAGGAUUUUUUUCUGCAUGUCAUAUUUUAAGCUGCCAGUCUGUGCAUGGCGAUAUCAACAGUGUUUGACAGUCACAGGACAAGCUUCCAACCACAGACAUAACACUUGUCUGACCACUAUUCCUUACUCAGCACUGGCUCAACAUAGCAGGUUCCUGUCAUCCAUCCAAACCCAAACAACAACAGGAAUAAUGGCAGACAUCGACCAGAGUCCAGCCCCCUCUCUUCAGGCAGUCCCGAGGUUUUCCAGCAGACACUUCUGAGCCUCUGUGGGAACAUGGACUCGCUUCAACCCCGAGGCUGCAGAAGAGACAUCUGUUCUGACUGAACUGCAAACUUUUCAUGUCUUCACGUCCUCAUUGUGUCAUGAGGUCACUCUGACCAUGUUGUAACACAGACUGUCUGAAGACUCUCCUCUGGAGAGCAAAUUCAACAGUGUGUGAUCAGCUGUUUUCACCCUUACAGCCUAUGGUGUGUGUUUGUGCAGGGCUGGUUUUAGUUAUCUAGAGGCCCCAGGCAAAGGCCAUUAUUAGGCCCAUCCUCAUUUAGGUAUAAACAAUCACAGCAAGUGACAUAAUAUGUUGAAGCAUCUAUAUUCAGGUAGCAAAGCCAUACAAUAACAGAACAAACACAAAUGUGACCAAAUAUCCCACAGAGCAUACUCAUUGCCUCUUAGAGGAGUAUCAAAGCAAACUACUCCAUUCUUUGGCAACAUGGUUAUUUAUUCACCCAAUUUUAACUUUGAAUCAACUCACUAUAACUGCUUAAUAUAAGGAUAUUUUGGGGCUGUGUACGGGCCUUGGAUCUUGCUGUUGAGGCAGGGGUUAGGGCUUUUUCGGAUAAUCCUUUUUGGUGCUAUUUUAUUCACUAUUCCCCCCUUAUUCAUGCUUGAAAUACACGGCUUAAUCAUUGCAAGUAAUUAUAGACCUAUACCUCAAUUUUGGUGCACAACUUAAUAACUAUACUUGAAGCCCCUUGAAGCAAGAGGCCCCAGGCAAACCCUUGCCUGACUGUAAAACCACCUGUGUGUUUGUGUCAAGUCAGGUGUGUGUUUCACUUCGCCAUAAUUUUAGUGGGAAAAAGACACCAGAAUUUAGAAUAAAUGUCACUGAACAGCCAAAUCCGCACCCAUCUUUGCUGUAUAAUAUGAGCACUUGAACACCAUCUGUACACCCAGAUCCACACCUCAGAUGACUUUCUCGUGUGUCUUUGCUAUUUGCUUUUUGUUUUUACUACCGUCCUGCCCUCGUGACCCCCAGUCUACAUGGCGUCGGCGUCAACAAGCGCUCUAACGAAGUGUGAACUUUUGGGCAUGCAGUGACAGUGGCGCCUUUAGACAGGUGCAUAUAGCCCCAUCAGCGGCCACCGUGGAGCUUUUACACUCUUUGAAAUUUUAAACAGGACCCACCGAGGACUGAGACAUUCCAGUGUAACGACUGGCACCUGAUUUUUCAAACUCGCAGGGUGGGUGCAUCAGUGGAGCAAGUUUAAAACAAGAUUUAAAUGGCUACUCUUGUCAUAGAGUAAGUCUGAAGCUGCAUUUGAGGAUUGUGGUCCGAACACAUUUUUACGAAAAGAAACCUGAAGUGUAAUCCAAAUGCAUACACGUGUUCAAAUAGCUGUAAAAUGAGGAUAAAUGCAGUCAAAUAAGACCUAAAACAAAAGUUAAAAAUCACUGACAAUAUCAAAUGUGAAAAAUCAGACGUUAACCUACAAUCUUAGAACUUUAGAAAGACUGAAAAAUCGUACUUAUCUAGAUUUAAGGCUAAAAGUGUGCUUUUUACGCGUGGAACGUGUACAGCCAGGAUCAUUGCGCAGAUUCACUCAGAGAAAAACAAAAUGCAUUGUUUAAAUCCCGUUCCUCUGGGGGCAUCAUCAUGGUGGAUUUCCUCCUUGCUUGUCACCUAAAGGCACAACAUUUAUUAGGACCCUGUCUGGGUUCGAAUCAUCAAAAUAGUCCCUAACAACUCGGGUUAAUUUUACCUCAGAUCACGCUGUGAGCAAGCUGUGGAACAGUGCCUCUUUUAUUUCACGCGCUUAUUUCCCGCAGAGAUGUGGAGAGAAUGGGACUUAAAAGUGAACCAAGUGUAUUGUAUUUUGUGCUGCUAAGAGAACAGAGCGCUUGUCUUUGGUAGUUCCCUGUAGAUGUGUCAUCACCGGGGUGCGUAAAAGCUCCAGGGCGCACAGAAGAGCAUGCGUAAAAUCAGACACUUUGGCCUAUAUGGCAGGAAGGAGGGAUAAUGAAUAAUCCAACCCGGUUUAGAUGUGUCAUAUCAUAUUGCUAACAAGAUUUUUUCUUUAUUUGGAACAUGAUCUCCAUCAUAUUUUGUACUGUGUAUAGACAUUUUUGUGUGUAGUGUGCGCCAUCUUGUAUUUCUUAUUUAAUUUGUGUCGCUCACUCCUCUGCAGCAUUAUCUUAAAAAAAAAAAAAAUGGAGUUUAUAGUUAACUGAACUGCUAAAAGAGUUAGAAGCAAUGUCAAAAGUAUCAGAAAAACAUUUAUUUUGCGUGUCAUUUACCAUUUGAGUUUAUAAAUCCUUGUGCGCAUUUACAUUUUCGUGGAAUUUCUAUUCUAAUAGUGCUGUGAUUUACUCAGGUUGUAUGCUUAAAUGCUUCCCUGCGGUAACAAUAGAACAGUUAGAGCCGUGAAAUGCACAGUUACGCCUGGGCUUUAGAGCAGCUUUUGGCACAUUGGGCACCUGUGGUGAAUGGGGCUGCCUGGUGGCGCCCUGGCGCACGGGGUGUGUCUCUGGGCGGGGAAGUGCCCACCCACCCUGCUGCUUCUCCUUGCUAGUUGCUAUAUGAGGAGGCAACUUAGCGGGCAGUCAGCAGGAUACACACACACAACCUCGGUGGUGGAGCUACUUUUCGCAAACAGUGACAGUAGCGGCUCGAAGAAAGUUCUCCAGAAUCAGCGCGAACUCCACCGUUGGAUCUUUUUUGUAACACAACAUAAAAGUCAAACUUCAACAUGCCGCGGUCAUUCCUGGUCAAGAAGUAUUACUCAAACAAGAAGCCAUAUUACAGAGAAAACCAGCUGGAAAGCCAAACGGCUUUUGUCCCUGAAAGCUUUCCACUGGCUGAACUUCCAACACAGAACAACAGCUCAGCCCUGACCUGCUACUCUUCCAGCCCAUUUUCCAGCAGCACCGACACCCUUCCUGCAUCUCUGUCCCCGAUCACCCCAGUGUCCCUAUCCCCUUCUCUGCUGCACCCACUGGAUCUCAGCAGCUCCCCCUCCAGCAGCAGUGGCGAGGAAGAGGAGGACGGCGGGCGUACCUCAGAUCCCCCCAGCCCGGAUGUCAUCCAACACCUCUAUCACUGCAUGCACUGCAGCAACAGCUACACCAGCCUCUCUGCACUGUCCCACCAUCAGAUGUUACAGCACCCGCACUCCCUUUGUGCUCCGCUGCAGCAGACGCCUUCCCUGCCCAGUGAUGUCUCAACACGCCCGGCCUUCCACUGCAAACACUGCCCUAAGGAAUACACAAGCCUGGGAGCUCUGAAAAUGCACAUACGCUCACAUACUCUUCCUUGUGUGUGCCCUACCUGCGGCAAGGCCUUCUCCAGACCAUGGCUUCUCAGAGGACACAUUCGCACACACACUGGUGAGCGCCCUUUUGCAUGCCAACAUUGUAACCGGGCCUUCGCUGACCGCUCCAACCUGCGUGCUCACCUGCAGACCCAUUCAGAAGUGAAGAAGUACCAGUGUGGAUCCUGCUCACGGACAUUCAGCCGCAUGAGUCUGCUGCACAAACACACAACGUCUGGAUGCUGCCCAGCCUCGUAGACUGACAUUCCUUGAACUACUGCUGUGAGCCAGAUUAAGCCGCUCACUGGUUCGAAUCUCCUCCUCAUUAGAGCCAAAACACACCCAAAGGAACACUGGAUGGGACAGAAAACGAGCGUCCUGGCUGCAAAGACUUCUUAAGUGCCUUAAAAUUUCAAGACUGUACUUAUAUUCAUUUCUUGGUGUCCGCAGCACCUUUUUUCCUGCUGCAUCUUGUUAAGUGUGUAUUUGUUGUUUAGGGGCAGCUGGACAUGCAAAUAAUCCCCAGGAAACCCCAUCGGUGCCGGCCGGUCCGGGACUCUGGCCAUGUUGCAGCUGCUAGGGUGUGUGUAUAUGUGGGGAUGUCAUUCCUCACCAUACAAUACAUACAUGGCAUGCGUGUGUCAGUAUGAGCAAGUGUGUGUUGAGACAGCUGUCUGUGCAUGGUGUGCUGUGGAGGCAGGGUGCUGACUGACGUGUAAGCCAUGACCUCGGCAACAGGUGACCCUCCUCAUGCCACACUCAUUGUGCACUAAAGGACCACUUAAACUUGACCAAAAAACCUUUACUAAAAUCUUUUGUACAAGAUUUGUUUUCAGAAACAGCUUUUAUUAACCUUUUUUUUUGCUUCAAAUGGGAAACACUGUGUCUUUUUCUGCCAUGCCUAAAUAAAGUCUUGUUUUUUAAAA